AUGUCGUGGGAGAGAUUGAUACGGUUCCAAGAUGAGUCAGGCCAGCAACGCUUCGGCGAGCCUGUUAUCAAAGACGCAGACGAGUUGGAGACGUUGCUAGCCAAAGGCGAAUUGUUUGCCAAUGAGUUCAAAGGCAGCGGUCCAUUCGACCUAGAAGCUACAGGGCAGAGGAUGAAAGUCGUGAAGCUGUUGGGAAUCCUGGAGUCGGCAGAUGUGCCCAUCGUCAAGUGUGUGGGCUUGAACUACAUGAAGCACAUCCAGGAAGCAGGUCGAAAACCACCGCCAUACCCAUCGAUCUUUAUUAAGUCUAGGACUUCGAUUGCCAGCCACGAUGAGGACAUCCCGAUCCCCAAACUGGCACAGGAUGAGCAAUGCGACUACGAAGGCGAACUUAGCAUUGUGAUCGGCAAGACGGGAAAGAACAUUGCCAAGGCAGAUGUGCUCUCUCACAUUGCCGGCUACGUGGCCUCCAACGACGUGUCAGCCCGCAAGUGGCAACGAGACCCCGCAUACGCCGGCGGCGUGCCUCAAUUCUGCUUCAGCAAGGGAUUUGACAAGUACGCGCCUGUAGGCCCGAUGAUCGUGUCUCCGAAAGUGGUUGGCAAUGGGAGCGGCUUGCGGCUCCAGACCUUUGUCAAUGGGGAGUCGAGACAGGACACCCGCACGGACGAUCUGAUCUUCGACGUCGAAGAGAUUGUCGCGUUUAUCAGCCAGGGCUCGACACUGGAGAAGGGCACGGUCAUAAUGACGGGUACGCCCUCAGGUGUCGCUAUGGGUAUGUCUCCGCCGGCGUACUUGAAGCAUGGUGAUGUUGUGGAGGUCAAGAUCGAGCAUCUUGGUAGUGUUAAGAAUAAGAUGGUGUUCGAGUAG
This is a messenger RNA of Exophiala aquamarina CBS 119918, 870 nucleotides long. Its product is annotated as 5-carboxymethyl-2-hydroxymuconate isomerase. The record is from RefSeq and is a predicted model, not a curated record. Gene Ontology annotation, molecular function: catalytic activity. The coding region runs from base 1 to 870 and encodes 289 amino acids. NCBI's taxonomy places the organism in Eukaryota, Fungi, Ascomycota, Eurotiomycetes, Chaetothyriales, Herpotrichiellaceae. The transcript is spliced from 2 exons.